Molecule: messenger RNA, 1464 nt
Organism: Malassezia restricta
Lineage: Eukaryota; Fungi; Basidiomycota; Malasseziomycetes; Malasseziales; Malasseziaceae
Product: glutamate-5-semialdehyde dehydrogenase
Exons: 1
Coding region: 1-1464 (487 amino acids)
Molecular function (GO): glutamate-5-semialdehyde dehydrogenase (NADP+) activity
Source: RefSeq, a predicted model, not a curated record
AUGGAAUCCAGUGCCACGGUGGUGGCGAGGCAGGCUCGCGAGGCCUUUGACGACGUGCAGCAGCGACUUUCGCUGGGACCUGCAGGAGAGGCGGAUGUACAGCGAGUCAAGGCACUGCAUGCCAUCCGCCGUGCCCUAGAGCAGGCGCAGGAUGAGAUUCGAGCGGCCAACCAGCGUGAUGUCGAAGAGGCGACAGCUCUCGUGCAGCAAGGCAAGCUAUCUGCGCAGCUUGUAUCGCGCCUAGACUUGUUUGCGAAGGCAGGCAAGUGGGAGUCGAUGGUGCAGGGCGUAUCGGAUGUGGCAUCGCUGCCGUCGCCUCUUGACGUGUGCACCAAAGCCACGCGCAUCGCUGACGCGAGUCCCGCGUGUGAAGGCCGCGAUGCUACUGGUACGUUAGACUUGUAUCGUGUGACGUGCCCCAUCGGUGUGCUUUUGUGCAUUUUCGAGGCGCGGCCGGAGGUGAUUGUCAACAUUGCGAGUCUCGCUAUCAAGUCAGGCAACGCGGCGAUUCUCAAGGGCGGCAAGGAGUCUCGGCAUUCCGGCCAAGUGCUUUCGCGCUGUAUUUCUGAGGCACUCGCUCAAAGUGACAUGCCGCCGCAUCUGAUUCAGACGGUCGAGUCGCGCGAAGAGAUCCGAACGCUGCUUCAAGAAGACCGCUACAUCAACCUUGUGAUCCCGCGUGGCUCGAACGAGAUGGUCCGGCACAUCCAGCGUGAGGCUCGUGUACCUGUCAUGGGCCAUGCGGACGGCCUGUGUGCUGCUUAUGUGCAUGAUGAUGCGCCGGCCAAGCUCACGAUCGAGACGGUCCUCGACGCCAAGCUCGACUAUCCGAGCGCGUGUAAUGCCGUUGAAACGCUGCUGUUGCAUCGCCACCACCUUACAUCGGGCUUGUGGCUCUCGCUUGGCAAAGCUCUGAUCCACGCAGGUGUGCGCCUGCACUGUGAUGAGGCAUCGCGCACGGCGCUGGUGCCGGGCUUGUCUGAGUCCGAGGCCGCCCUCGUCGUCGCUGCGACGGACGCCGACUUUGAUACCGAAUAUCUCGACUUGGACCUUGCCGUGCGUGUCGUUGACAGUGUACAAGACGCCGUGCACCACAUCCAGACCCAUGGCUCCGGACACACCGACACCAUCCUAUGUGCGCCGCUGAACGGCGAGGCGUCGUCUGCUUCGGUGCGCUCGGCCGCUGAUAUCUUUACGCGAUCACUGUCGUCGUCGAGUGUCUAUGUGAAUGCAUCGACGCGCUUCGCUGAUGGCUUCCGCUACGGUUUUGGUGCCGAGGUGGGCAUCAGCACGGGCCGUAUUCAUGCCCGCGGUCCCGUCGGACUCGAGGGCCUGGUGACGUACAAAUACGUACUUCGGUCCGCAGGCUCUGGCGCCCAGACGGCCGCGGCGUUCUCACCCGGUGCUCAUCAACGUGCGUGGUCGCACCAGCCCAUCGAGGCGGUAUACCCGUCGCUGACAUAG